This is a messenger RNA of Fomitopsis serialis, 2913 nucleotides long. Its product is annotated as phosphatidylethanolamine N-methyltransferase. Gene Ontology annotation, molecular function: phosphatidylethanolamine N-methyltransferase activity. The transcript is spliced from 17 exons. Bases 1 to 2913 code for a protein of 970 amino acids. Lineage: Eukaryota; Fungi; Basidiomycota; Agaricomycetes; Polyporales; Fomitopsidaceae. Gene Ontology annotation, biological process: phosphatidylcholine biosynthetic process. The record is from RefSeq and is a predicted model, not a curated record.
AUGGCGUCGGGCGAUACCCCUCAUACCCUCCGCCACCGCCGCAAAGGCUCGAACGAAUCUGAUGCAACCCAUGUCUCUCAAGACGAGACACGCCAGCGCAAGACCGAGGAGGUCGUCUGGGGCAAGACGCCAAGCGGCGAAGUCUUCCGUGUGCCAACAACGCACGACGUCCUGACGGCGCUCUUCCACCCUGCAUUCCCCAAAUCGCACCUCGAUUUACUGAACCUCGGCCUGCUCGGCCUGCAGCUCGUGCUCUUCUUCGUGCUGCCACGUAACGUCGCGAAAGUCUUCUUCUUCGUUUACUUCGCCUUUUGGCGCGCGGCAUACGACUUGGGCCUCGGCUGGGUGCUCACCAAGCAGAGCAGGCGAAAAUGGAUUGUGCGCGAAGUUCAGCGCCUCGGCUGGCUCGACGAAAAGCGCAUGCCCGCCAUGCGCAACUGGAUCAGGCAGCAGCUGGCAGGGAAGAUGGGCAAGGACUAUUCCUUCGACGAGCUUCCGCUGGAAUACAAUACGUGGCUUCUGUUCCGUCAGCUGGUGGACAUCAUCUUGCUCAAUGACUUCCUGGCUUAUUGCAUGUUCGCCUUCACCUGCUUCCGCAUCCCGACAGGACUGUCGAUUUCCGUCCACAUGAUGAGGUGGAUCGGAGGUAUUGCUCUGAUCGCAUUCAACCUGUGGGUGAAGACCGAGGCGCACGAUGUCGUGAAGGAUUACGGCUGGUAUUGGGGUGACGUCUUCUUCCAACGCGGAGGGCUGACCUUCAAUGGUGUAUUCGAGCUCGCGCCUCAUCCUAUGUACUCCGUUGGUUAUGCUGGGUACUAUGGUUUGUCUCUCAUUAUUGGAAGCUAUUUCGUCCUCUUCGUCAGCUUGGCAGCUCAUGCAGCUCAGUUUGGCUUCUUGGUAUAUUUCGAGAACCCUCAUAUUGAACGCACCUACGGCCAGAAGAAGCUUCUCGCUCUGCGCUCCCCUCUCGCAUCCGUGUCCUCGUCCUCAUCCUCGAGCAAGAAAUCAAGGGACAGCCCUGUCUCUCACGACCGCCAGGUAUCGUCAUCCUCCAUCUCCUCGGUUGACCUUCCGACACCCUCUGCGACGGAAGGCGAGACCGCAACGGAGACCGAUGGACCUGUGACGGAGACAGAGACGGAGACGGAGUACGAGAGCAAGACCAAGGCUCCGAAGCGCAAGCUCCAGCGCCGCUCGGCAAGCUCGCUCGCGUCCGCUGGCUCGAUGAGCGAGAGCAGCAGGACGAGGCGUGCUGGAUCUCCGAUCGUCUCCCAGCAUGACCUCAUGAAUAGAUACUUCCGACAGGACACUAUUUUCCUGAAGAACCUCGAUCUUCUGCGUGCCUCCGACAUCAAGCUCGUCCUCAUUAUGUUCUACCCGCUCGCCCUCUCCGUGCUCCCGUCGCUUUCACCCCGCGGUGUGCUCGUGCUGCAUUUCGUGCAUGCCCUCACGUGGUGCCUCAUGCACUCGUUCGGUCUCGGGCUCCUGCUCCGCGCUCAGUCACAACGCAAGUUCCUCGUGCGCCACUUCUUGAAGCACUACCACUACCCCGCGCAUGAUCACGGGCGCGGUGCCGUCAUCGAGGCGUUCACGAACUGGAAGUCGAUGUAUAAUCUCAGCAUGUGCAUGACAUACGUCUCGUUCAUCUGCCUUGCGUGGAAGACGUAUACCAUCCCGCAAGAAUGGACGGUGGGCGUCGAGCUUCUGCGCCACACGAUGGGAGCGGUCAGCUGGUUCUUCGGUGACUUUUUCGUGGAGGAUUUCCCCUCGCACCUUGACUACACUGGCAUUUACCGCUACUUGAACAACCCGGAGAUCAUGAGCGGUGCGGCCUUCUUUGGCCUGACAUUGAUCAGCGGCAGCAAGCUCGUGGCCGCGUUGGCGGUGAUCCGGCACCUUUCUCAGUGGUGGUUCUUGAGCAAGGUCGAAAACCCUCACAUGCGGAAAUUGUACGGAGACUCGCUGCGGAAUGACGCGGGCUUUGUCAAGGUCAUCAAGAAGGUCGCGAACAAGAACGCACGCCUUCUCGAAUCCCGCGCUGGCCGGCACGCCCCGGAGAUCCGCAGGGUUGCACGCGAAGUCAAGGGCACCUUCGACAAGGUCUACGAGGAAACUGCCGACGUCGUGGAGGAGUUCUUGGCAAAGUCACGUCCUAAAAUCUCGGAGGUUGUCCAGGACACGAAGAUCCUGCUCCAGCAAUCGAGGGAACGGCUUGUCAUCUCGUACUACAAGGUCUCUAUUGUGCCCGCUGCAGAUGGCUCCCUUCGCUUCCAUCUCGGCGAGCCCAUCAGAGUGCAGUGGCGGGCGCCGCUGCACCAUUCGCGCGCGAUUGGAUUGGCAUUUAUCGGCGAACCAAUCAAACCUGGUCACGAAAACUCCUCGCUCGGAAUGUGGGUUCCGGUGCAUGAUGAGGAAUGGGAUGGCGACAUUCCCUUGAGCCUCAACCGGCCGAACCGUCCCGAUAACGACUCAGAGGAUGGAAAAGUUGUCUUCCAGCGCGGGACCUUGCCCUGGCAGACUGGUCGCUACGAGAUCCGCUACCAUCAUGACGGGAAGUACAAUGUCAUGGGCUUAGACGGUCCCUUCGAGGUCUACGUGGACAAACCCAGUGCCAUGAACUUCGACAGCAUCCGAAGGAGCCUCAUGCACAUUGUGCCGCUCUGUCUUGACUCCGACCCUUCUCUGAUUCCGCUGUCGUGCAAAUCCGAGGAAGAGAAGACGGCCAGCGAAGACGAUGACACUCGGGACCCGGACGACUUCCGCUUCUGGUCGGAAAGGCAGGCCAAACGCAUUUCGGCCGCAAUCAAGCAAGCGUUCGGUGUCGAGCUCACGCCGGAGGUCGUCGUGGCAGAUGCGAACAUCAACGCUUUGGCUAACCGGGUACUGCUCUCGAAAGAGCUGCUGUCGGACUGA